GUAAUGGAAUUCAGAUUUCAAGUGAUGGGAGGCCAGCAACCUAAGCGCUCACUACCAUUUGACCCCUCUGUCUGUCCUUCUAAAGUCAUUUGUGCCAAGGAACGGCUGGCCUCUUCUACAAAGUUAUUUCGUGCCGUCAAUGGCAUAUAUCAAGUUGGAGUCAGCCUUUUGGGGAGCCGGCAGAGGUUGUCCUUGUGUGGGUUCCGCGAGUUCGGAGCCGAGUUUGCGGAGGCCGUGGGAAUUCGUGAGAGUUGCGUCCGACUUUUCGGUGGCCCGCCCAUCAGACUCUUUGCCUUCGUCAAUACGGCAUCGGGUGCUUGUAUUUCUUGGAAUGGAAAUAUCGUAACGGAUAGCCUUGUUAGGUCCAUAAAGGAAAGCUCCGUCGGCAAAACGUCAUAGUGACGAUCAAACUCGUGCUACAAACACUUCUCACUGGGUUCAACGAUGUCGGUCAAGUCUCGUUACUUUGAAAAUCCCUAUGCACGUACAGAUACACCGCUCCCCAAGGUUCACUUAGACACACACUCUGGACUCACGAAAUGUCUGGAGCGACUCAUCAGGAAGUAUCCGCCUUCGAAGGUUUCUCCCUUCGGGGGCUUAUACUACGGCGCGGCGUCCGUUUCCUACCUCUUCCAUUCCCUUUCAUUCCACUAUCCAGACCUAAUAAUCGCCGAAAAAGACCUUGAAUACUGGCAAAAAGCAUACCUCCACCUCCUCCAGAAAUACACACAAGAGUUUCAUAACCCGCGCCCAUCUCACUGUGGAGUAGGAGACGACAAGCUCACACUUUUGGCUCUUGAGGCUGCGACAACAACGAAUGAAAAUUCCCUGAAGGAUCUCUGCAACUGGGCUCGUACGAUUAUAGAAGAUGAGAAGCACAAUUCAAAACAAGCCAGCAAUGAGUGGCUUUACGGUCGAGCGGGAUACCUUUACCUCCUCCGCUUGGCCGCCUCCGGGUUCAAGGAAAAUGCUUCCAUCACCGAUCUGGUCAAUCAGGCAGCUUCGGUCGUAAUCGAGACCAUACUGGCUGCUCCAAGACCUUGGACGUGGCAUGGAAGCUCGUAUAUCGGUGGCGUCCAUGGGACCAUCGGAAUCAUCGUUCAGAUCGUCCUUACCAAUCCAUCUUACGCCGAUCGCGUGCGCGAUGACCUGAAACAAGUCCUAGACUUACAAAACAGCCUCAACGGAAAUUGGCCGUCAUCCCUAGAAAGCGAAAACAAUGAUCGACUUGUUCAAUUCUGUCAUGGGGCAACGGGAGUCGUACAUUCGCUUAUCCGACUGCGACCUUACUUCCCAGACCUUCAAGAGCGGAUUGACGCCGCUAUCGAAACAGGAAGGCAGUGCAUUUGGGAGAGGGGCAUUCUCACCAAGGAACCGUGCCUUUGUCAUGGCACUACAGGAAGCGCGCUUACGUUAGACCAGCCGAGGCGCCAAGUGAUGGUGAGCUAUACUACCGAGGAUCGUAUCAAGCGCAAGAUCACCCAGAAGGUCAUGGAGCCUGCACAAGAUGGUGAAGGACUGUGGACCGGAAUUGCUGGGAGAGCAUGGGCAUGGGCCGUUGUUGAUAAGGGGCUUGCAUCGACCUUCCUAGGGUAUGAUGAUGUAUAAAAUGGUUAGAGACACCGUAUCCGGAGAUUGCUCGCAGUCACUUCUUGGCGCAUCUCAAUGAAAUGAUUAUGUUGAUAAAUACAAUGCGUAGGCGGUGUAAUGUACUUCA
Cantharellus anzutake is the source of this 1717-nucleotide messenger RNA. RefSeq lists its product as uncharacterized. The coding region runs from base 445 to 1608 and encodes 387 amino acids. Lineage: Eukaryota; Fungi; Basidiomycota; Agaricomycetes; Cantharellales; Hydnaceae. Gene Ontology annotation, cellular component: plasma membrane. The record is from RefSeq and is a predicted model, not a curated record. The transcript is spliced from 2 exons. Gene Ontology annotation, biological process: peptide modification; carbohydrate metabolic process.